Molecule: messenger RNA, 2287 nt
Organism: Chondrus crispus (carragheen)
Lineage: Eukaryota; Rhodophyta; Florideophyceae; Gigartinales; Gigartinaceae
Exons: 2
Coding region: 1-2160 (719 amino acids)
Biological process (GO): intracellular signal transduction
Molecular function (GO): oxidoreductase activity, acting on a sulfur group of donors, NAD(P) as acceptor; NAD(P)H dehydrogenase (quinone) activity; flavin adenine dinucleotide binding
Source: RefSeq, a predicted model, not a curated record
AUGCCCUGUUGUUUCUCUCUCGCUCCAGCAAUACCCCUGUCAACUUCCCGCCGCCUAAAUACACUCACCAUUCCGCUCCGACCACCCUUCCCGCGACGUCGUCGCUCGCAACCCCCUCCAAUGGCCUCCGUCUCCUCCGACUCGGUCGCUGACCGCGAGCUCGACCUGGACGCCUUGGUGAACAACUUUCGUCGCAACGUCCCCAUCAAGGACCGUCGCUUCCGGCUCACCACCUACAAGGAUACCUUUGUCGGCGCAGAGGCUGUCCAAUGGCUUGUCACCUCAGGCACCGCCGAGAAUAGGGAUGACGCCGUCAAGCUCGGCCUCCUUAUGCAGGAGGCCGGCUUGAUCGAGCACUGCGUCCGCGAUCACGACUUUAAGGACGAGGAGCUCUUCUACAAGUUUAUUGAUGACUCGGAGCGUGGAGGCGUCCCUCAAAAGGCCGCCGGCCAGCUCGUCUCCUGGGCUGACUUCGUCUCUACCCCCAUGAACCGCAACUCGCGCGCCCUGCAGCCCCGCGUCCCGGAGGCUAACUUUGACGACUCACACUCGGCCGCCGCCCCCGUCGCUUCAGCUUUUUGGCCCAUGGACGACCUCAACGUCAAGUUACUGGACAAUGUCCAUCCACCCGAAUGGAUCGAUCCAGCCUUUGACGGCGUCUACAACGUCGUUGUCAUCGGCGCGGGUGCCGGUGGCCUAGUCACAUCAGCAGGCUGCGCUGGUUUUGGCGCAAAGGUCGCCUUGAUUGAGGCUAACGUCUUGGGUGGCGAUUGCUUGAAUGUCGGCUGCGUCCCGUCCAAGUCCCUCAUCCAUGCCGCCAAUCUUGCCCAUACCUUGAAAAAUAAUACUGAAUUGGCCGACGCUGGCAUCUCCAUCGAGGGACGCGUUAACGUCGACUUUGGACAGACCAUGCGCCGCCUGCGCAGGGUCCGCGCCGAUAUUAGUAAUACCGACGCCGCCUCUCGGUUUACGCGCAAGCUCGGCGUCGAUGUCUACUUUGGCUAUGCCAAAUUCACCUCUGAUUCCACCGUCGUCGUCAACGGUAAGACCCUCAAGUUUCGCAAGGCCGUCAUCGCCACAGGAGGUUACCCCUCGCUUCCAGGUAUUCCGGGCUUGCAGGAGCUGCAUGAUGAGAGUGUCGCAAAGGGCGGCAAGACCCCUUCUCCGGCUGUCAUGACCAAUGAGUCCUUCUUUAAUAUGACCGAGCUGCCGCAACGGCUUGCCGUAAUUGGGAGCGGUGUUAUCGGCAUGGAGAUGGCCCAAGCAAUGCAGCGCCUGGGGUCGAGCGUCACUGUGUUUGGGCGUUCGGGCAAGGUCCUGCCAAAGGAGGAUGCCGACUUGAGCGAGAUCAUCAAAAAACAGAUGGAAGAUGAUGGCGUUGAUUUUCGUCUCAAUGUUUCCAAAUAUGUCACGGUGGAGCGCUCGGGUGCCGUCUCCGCCGAGGGGUACGAGGAGCUGCUCAUGCGGACAGAGGAGGAGGAUGGCAAGCCCGUCGAGUAUCUGUUUGACGCCAUGCUGGUGAGCACAGGGCGCAAGCCCAACGUGAGUAACCUCGACUUGGAAAAGGCUGGCGUCGAGUACGACAGCAAGAUCGGACUCAAGGUCACCGAUAUGCUGCAGACGACCAACCCCAGGAUUUAUGGCGUUGGCGAUUGCUGCAGUGCUUACAAGUUUACCCAUGCUGCCGAUGCCAUGGCGCGCAUCGUCAUUCGCAACGCUCUCUUUCUAGGCAAGGACAAGAUGUCCAACCUGCUGAUCCCUUACGCCACAUUUACUGCUCCGGAGAUUGCACAUGUGGGCCUGUACGAGGCGGACAUGAAGGAAAAGGGGAUUGCGUACAAGACGUUUGAGAAGCAUUUUGAUGACAACGACCGUGCGAUCGCGGACAGUACGACGUUGGGUAUGGUGCGGAUUCACGUCGAGGCGAAGUCGGACACGAUCAUUGGGGCGUCGAUCGUGGGUGAAGGGGCAGGAAACAUGAUCAGCGAGCUGACGCUCGCGAUGCAGUCUGGGACGGGGCUUGGGGCACUGGCGUCAGUCAUCCACCCAUACCCGACCACGGCCGAGGUAAUUGCUCGGGCGGGCGAUGCAUACAACAGGACGAGACUGACGAAUACCGUUAAGCAACUGCUUCGUGGAAUCGUCAAGGUACAACGUUAAACUAGUACUUUCGCUUGCUUUUUCAUACUGUAUGUACACCGUCCUAGAGUCGGGAACAAAAAUGGGUUAGGAAGAACUAAAGGACGCUGUCGUUGUUUCAGAGUGAGGCAACCGUGCUUCUCUCCCA